AUGGAUAGUUCAUACUGCAUUAUUGUUUUAUUCCUAAUAUCACCAUUAAAUUGUCACGAAGAGAAUAUAACAGAUAUUUUCGACAUAAGAGACGACUAUAAUACGCCAAAAAGAUGCGUCGCAAUUGUAUUGUUCUCUCUACUUCUGUUGUACGGUAUUGUUGGCAAUAUACUGUUGAUGGCAGUAUUCUGUAAUCGCGAAAAUGUGUACAAUCGUCCAUUCAUCUUUAUCACACUCCAAAUUACUAUUUGCAGCUUUUUGAAUUUUUUUACACAAAUAGUCAUCGUCAUACCUGGAAUAUUAGAGAACAAAACUUCUGAUUCAUACAAGUCAGUAUUAAUCCAGAGAAUAUUUGCUUCCAUGAAUACAUUUUCAUUUUUUGGUGCGUUGCAUUUUACAUUUCUAUUGACGGUUAAUCGCUUUGUGGCCAUAUGUUUACCGAAAUACAAUGAUUUCUUCGAAUCACUGAAGUUCUACUUUCUCCUUAUUUGCGUGUGGUUUUCAGCUCUCGGGCUAACGGUCGCAGAACUUCAUUAUUGCAUUAAAACUUUCAAUGUUUCAAAUUUGGAAUGGUCCUUGAAUUGUACCAAAAAAAUUCCAGAAAGUGCGCCAGUGCAUAUGGCGAUUCGUUAUGUAUGGACGCUUGGAUUACCCAUAGCGAUGUUUGCGAUGUACAUUGCAAUAUUCUACAACAUUCGGAACACGCGGAAAAACGCUUUGAAGUUCUGCAAAGAGAGCGGACGUACGGCAAACAUAACGCCUAAAUAUGAGCGGUUGAUGUUAAUUCAAUCAGCAAUCGUUUGUGGAGCAUUUGAAAUUGAGAUUAUUUGUUUCAACUUCUUAUUGGAUAUUGCAGUGGAAUUAGCAGGAAAAGAAGCUGAAAUACCUGUCAAUAUUUUCAUCAAUUGCUAUGUAAUUUUCAACGGUGCAGUGCUGCCCACUGUCAAUUUCAUUUUCAUUAAACGACUUCGUAGCAGUGUGAGACAAAGAAGUGCAGAAUUGUUAUCUAGAAUUAAGACCAAAAAAAGAGCGACUAUCGCUUCAGCUAUAGCAGCUGCGUAG
Molecule: messenger RNA, 1062 nt
Organism: Cercopithifilaria johnstoni
Lineage: Eukaryota; Metazoa; Nematoda; Chromadorea; Rhabditida; Onchocercidae
Source: the annotation of a GenBank genome assembly